AUGUCUUUCCUUCAUGGAGUUCUGCAAAGUGUAAAGGAUGAUGAUAACGUUACAAAAUAUGAUAAUGCUCGUGAUAAAAAUAUUACAAACACAAUUAAGAAAUUAAAUGAUAGUGUAGGUAAAGGCCGUGAGGCCUUCCCGGAGGCCGUGCAUCAGGUAAGUUCCACGCUUAAUGUCACAAUUGAAUUAGGUAAAUAUGUUACAAGUGUUUCGAGUCAAGCAGAGAAGCCACUCAAGGAGCAACUGGACAACUGGACCAAAACAGUCAACGACAUUAAUACUCACAUUAACGACAACAUAAUCACUAAUGUUGAUAAAUUAGACCCCGCACUUAGCGAUAAGAUUAAGCGUAAUAUUGAGCCCGUGCAGAAGGUGGUGGCGCACUUGGGGGGGGUGGGCAGGGACCCAAACUUCACUGGGCACCCAGAGUUCGUUGAUGAACAACUUAGGAUUCAGAGGGAGAAUGUUGAGAGAGUUGUUAAUGUGGAAUGUGAAGAACUUCAGCGUAAAGUACAACUCGACUUUGCCAAAAUAUUCGAGCAAAGUAAACGUCUCAGUCGGAAAAGAGAAGAAGAGUUUGGCUAUGUAAGGUAUGCUGUAAAGCAGGCUAGGGAUGCUUUCAUUGAAGAUUUUGAAGGAAAAUAUAAAAGCGAGAUUGAGCGUUAUUUCAUGAAAAUAGAAGAGACAAUGACGGCGAUUGAUACUCAAAAUACAACUGGUGGAAACUCUCAGCUUCACAAGUUAGCUACUAAAAUCAAGGAUGCACUUGACGCCCUUGACGGUCAACUUAACAAAGGCGCCAAUGCAAUCGGUGGUGCCAUUGAUUUCGCUGUAACUGAAGUCAAUAUUGCGCUUCGGGAUUUGGAUGGGAAAGUGAUGGAGGAUUUGAGACAGCUGGAAAGUGGGAUUACUGUGACACUUAAUCCACUUGUGGAGAAGUCGGUGUCAUUUUUCGCCACCUUUAAAAAAACAAAAAACGCAAUUGAGGUGGCAAUUGACGCAGUAUCGACGGACAUUAAGAAGUUUAAGGAUCUUACGAAUCUCGACACUUUUAAAAACAGCGCUGCACCGCUUCUAAAUGCAAUUGGUUUAGAUGGCAAGAAUGCCUUCGAAAAACUUAUAGCAUAUUUCAACGAUAUUAGUGCUAAGGUUAUGACGCCUUUGAAGGAUGUGAUAGGGCGAUUGGUGAGGGCAUUAGAGUCGGUGGCAUUAUGA
Messenger RNA from Babesia ovata, 1215 nucleotides. RefSeq lists its product as uncharacterized. The transcript is spliced from 3 exons. Bases 1 to 1215 code for a protein of 404 amino acids. The record is from RefSeq and is a predicted model, not a curated record. Lineage: Eukaryota; Apicomplexa; Aconoidasida; Piroplasmida; Babesiidae.